Molecule: messenger RNA, 968 nt
Organism: Gopherus evgoodei (Goodes thornscrub tortoise)
Lineage: Eukaryota; Metazoa; Chordata; Testudines; Testudinidae
Gene: CD63
Product: CD63 molecule
Exons: 8
Coding region: 150-875 (241 amino acids)
Cellular component (GO): membrane
Source: RefSeq, a predicted model, not a curated record
ACAUGGUGCCGGGGCCCCUCCUGCUACCUGCGUGGAGCCGAGCAGUCAAGUGACCGACAGGGCAGCUGCGUCCCGCGGGAGGAGGCAGGAGCCGGCUGGGUGCAAGGAGCGGUCGCUGCUUUCCGGGGGGAGACUGAGCACCGGGCGCCAUGGCGUUGGAGGGCGGCAUGAAAUGCGUCAAGUUCCUGGUUUUCUUCUUCAACUUCUUGUUCUGGCUCUGCGGUGUCGCCCUCAUCGUCAUCGGGAUCUUGGUGCAGAUCGAUCUCAACAAGACACUGAUCAUGAGCAGCGCUUCGGCCUCGGGUGCCCCCAUCGUCAUCAUCGUGGUGGGCGUCGUCAUCUUCUUCGUCUCCUUCUUCGGCUGCUGCGGGGCCUCCAAGGAAAACUACUGCAUGGUCACCACGUUCGCCAUCCUGCUCACCUGUAUCUUCCUGGUGGAGAUCGCAGCUGCCAUCGCCGGGUACAUCUUCAAGGACAAGGUCCGCACUGCGCUCCAGGUCGGCCUGGAGGACGCCGUGAGGAAAUACAGCAACGACUCGCUGAUACGGGACACCAUGGACGAACUGCAGAAGACAUAUUCCUGCUGCGGCGCCCAAAACUACACCGACUGGUUCGACGUCGAACCGUUCGAAAGCAACCACAGCGUCCCCAGAUCCUGCUGCUUGGCCAACGCCACCACGGCCACCUGCAACAUCAAUCCCACCUCUGCCACCAUCAACGUCCGAGGCUGUGCGGACAGCGUCGAGACCUGGCUGAAGAAACACAUCGUGAUCGUGGCGGCCGUGGCGCUGGGCAUCGCCUUCUUCGAGCUCCUGGGCAUCGUCUUCGCCUGCUGCCUCAUGAAGGGCAUCCGGAGCGGCUACGAGGUCAUGUAGCGGCUGGGCCAGGACUCCGGGGGCUCCCCAGGGCGCGUCUCUGCCCCUUUAAGCCGUCAGACCCGCCUUCUUUCCACAGCGCCCCCUGGUGGG